This is a messenger RNA of Vicia villosa (hairy vetch), 1458 nucleotides long. RefSeq lists its product as uncharacterized. The record is from RefSeq and is a predicted model, not a curated record. Lineage: Eukaryota; Viridiplantae; Streptophyta; Magnoliopsida; Fabales; Fabaceae. Gene Ontology annotation, molecular function: nucleic acid binding. Bases 1 to 1458 code for a protein of 485 amino acids. The transcript is spliced from 3 exons.
AUGCCCGUGGCAGAAUUGCUAGUUGACUCAGCUGUAGGAUAUGAAUAUCUUAGCAUGCUUGAUGGUUAUUCCGGGUAUAACCAAAUUUUCAUUGCAGAAGAGGAUGCUGGAGAUUUUCUGGGCUUUGUGGUCCACAAAAAGGGGAUAGAGAUUAAUCAGAAUAAAACAAAGGCUAUCAUGGAGACCAAAGCACCAUCAACUAAGAAAGAGUUGCAAUCUUUAUUACGGAAGAUAAAUUUCCUGAGGAGAUUUAUUUCAAAUUUAAGUGGUCGAAUUCAAGCCUUCUCUCCUCUUUUGCGUCUGAAGCAUGGAAAUUUCGAGUGGACAAGUGAACAUCAAGAGGCAUUCGAAAAGAUAAAGCAGUAUCUGAUGAAUCUACCUAUCUUGUCACCACCAAGUGGAAAGAAGCCUAUGAGAUUGUAUAUAUCAGCUUCAGACACUUCUAUGGGUAGUAUGUUAGCGCAAGAAGAUGAAAAUGGCACUGAGAGGGCCAUAUAUUACCUAAGUAGGGUAUUAAAUGAUGCAAAAACUAGAUAUACUUCGAUUGAGAAGUUGUGCCUAUGUUUGCAUUUUUCAUGUACUAAACUCAAAUAUUAUAUAAAGCCAAUAGAUUUGUAUGUCUCUUCCUAUUUUGAUGUUAUCAAGUACAUGUUAUCAAAGCCAAUAAUGUACAGUCGAAUUGGAAAAUGGGCUCUAGCCCUAACUGAGUACUCUUUAGCCUUCUUGCCUUUGAAAGCUAUGAAGGGGCAAGUAGUCUCAGAUUUUAUAGUAGAUCACGCAGUGGUUGAGACUCCUCAACUCCUAGUUGAGUUGAAGCCUUGGAGAUUAUUCUUAGACGGUUCCACCCAUAAAGAAGGCAGUGGAGUUGGGAUUCUACUGAUUUCGCCUGAUGGAAUUCCAACAAAACUCAAGUAUAGAAUCGAAGGACCUUCAUGCUCUAACAAUGAGGCAGAAUGCGAAGUCUUAAUAGCAGGACUUGAAGCCUUGUUGGAAUUGGGGGAAAACCUGGGUCGAAAUCAAGGGUUGCUAAAAAAUAUUGAAUACAUAGAUAUAAAACAUGUCCCUAGAAUUAAAAAUCAAGAGGCUAAUGAUCUAGCACAGAUAGCUUCAGGAUAUAAGAUCUCAAAGGAGAAGCUAGAGGAAUUGGUUGAAGUAAGAGGGAAAGCAAGGGCAAUUAAACUAUCUCCAAGUGACUUGGAAAGAAAUCGUUUAGGUUAUGCUAACGAAGAAGAGUUCGAAGUGUUGGCUAUCGAUACUUUAACAAACACAGAUUGGAGAACUCCAAUUUUAGAGUAUCUUAAGGACCCUCCGUUAAACACGGACAGGAAAACCAAGUAUAGAGCUUUGUCGUACGGUUUGAUGGGAAAUGAGCUAUUCGAGAAAACUCCUGAAGGCAUUUUAUUAAAAUGUUUAGGUGAGAAUGAAGCGUACUUGGCAUCAUCUAACGUUCAUAGUUGA